UCCUCUGGCUGGCACAAUGCAGCUCUCUCUAGCUCUGUGUCUUGUCUGCUUGCUGGUGCACGCAGCCUUCUGCGUGGUGGAUGGGCAAGGGUGGCAGGCCUUCAAGAAUGAUGCCACAGAAAUCAUCCCCGAGCUGGGCGAGUACCCUGAGCCCCCGCCGGAGCCUGAGAACAACAAGACCAUGAACCGGGCGGAGAAUGGAGGGCGACCUCCCCACCAUCCCUUUGAGACCAAAGACGCGUCGGAGUACAGCUGCCGCGAGCUGCACAUCACCCGCUACGUGACGGACGGGCGAUGCCGCAGCGCCAAGCCGGUGACCGAGCUGGUGUGCUCCGGCCAGUGCGGCCCGGCGCGCCUGCUGCCCAACGCCAUCAGCCGCGGCAAGUGGUGGCGCCCGAACGGGCCUGACUUCCGCUGCAUCCCCGACCGCUACCGCGCGCAGCGCCUGCAGCUGCUGUGUCCCGAUGGCGCGGCACCGCGCGCGCGCAAGGUGCGCCUGGUGGCCUCGUGCAAAUGCAAGCGCCUCACUCGCUUCCACAACCAGUCGGAGCUCAAGGACUUCGGGCCCGAGGCGGCGCGGCCGCAGAAGGGCCGCAAAGUGCGGCCCCGCGCCGGGGGAACCAAAGCCAACCAGGCCGAGCUGAAGAACGCCUAUUAGAGCCCGCCGCGCCGCGCCUUCCCAGCAGGCGCCCCCGACGGAGGUUCUCCCGUGUUUCUGUCCCCUGUGCGUGGUUCGAUUGUUUGUACUUCAUUUAAAAUGCCAGCAGCCCAAGGGGAGGCAGCCAGGCCCUGCGGAAUCCGGGGUGGCAGCCCAGGCCCCCUCCCUGGACCGCUGAGGGGGUUCCGCAGGACAGGGGAGGGAGUUGAGAGUCACAGACACUGAGCCAAGCAGCCCCGCCCCCUGAGGCCGCCCAGCUUUGCCGGUCCGACUGCAGACGAGGCAGACGUCCAAGCAUUUUCACCACCUGGGGUUUUAAGGGAGCGGAGGGGAGUGGGA
This is a messenger RNA of Trichechus manatus latirostris (Florida manatee), 997 nucleotides long. RefSeq names its product sclerostin (gene SOST). Gene Ontology annotation, molecular function: BMP binding. The coding region runs from base 17 to 658 and encodes 213 amino acids. NCBI's taxonomy places the organism in Eukaryota, Metazoa, Chordata, Mammalia, Sirenia, Trichechidae. Gene Ontology annotation, biological process: ossification; negative regulation of BMP signaling pathway; negative regulation of Wnt signaling pathway. The transcript is spliced from 2 exons. The record is from RefSeq and is a predicted model, not a curated record.